Molecule: messenger RNA, 1454 nt
Organism: Daphnia pulex (common water flea)
Lineage: Eukaryota; Metazoa; Arthropoda; Branchiopoda; Diplostraca; Daphniidae
Product: NAD(P)H pyrophosphatase NUDT13, mitochondrial-like
Exons: 5
Coding region: 96-1184 (362 amino acids)
Molecular function (GO): hydrolase activity
Source: RefSeq, a predicted model, not a curated record
UUGUCCAAAUCUUGAUAACAAAAAGUUCGUCUGCUGACCUUGACCAAAUAUUCCGUUAUUUAUUUUUAACAAAAUUCGCUGUGAUCUUUGGCAUCAUGAACUCAAGAAAUGUUUUUCGAGCGUUGACUGUUGCCUUUCGUUUCAGUGGAACCAAACUAAAUAGGCCACAGUGGAAUUCAAGCCGAAAUUGCCAUUCAAUCGGCAAAAAUCCAUCUGGCCAGACCAGUGGGCAGCAGCUGUCCUAUGUCCAACGAAUGAAAAUGUUGCAAAACUUGCGUGAGAAAACAGGGAUGACGGAGGAAGUAAUAAAAAAUGGGAAAUGCUUGGUAUAUUAUAAAGGGGACCCAUUAUUGACAGAAGAUUUCAACAUCGCUUGGAUGGAUUUCACUGAUUUGGGUGUGGAUCCAAAAUUGUUUUUGGAGCAUGCCCUUUUGCUUGGAAUGACAGAUGCAGGACAGUUCCAGUUUGCCGUUCAGAUUGUUGGCUUUGGCAAAGAAUUGAAACAUGCAGUCCUCAAGAAAUCUCAGGGAAAUUUCACUGAUUUCCGCCUUGGCCUUAUGAUGAUGCCUACCCCUGAAAGUGCCCUAGCUUCAAAAGCCAAAGCAAUCUUCAACUGGCACAGAAGAAAUACUCACUGUGCAAAAUGUGGCGGCCCUUCAGCAAGAAAUUCAACUGCAUCCUGUCGAACCUGCAGCAAAUGUGAGGAAGUUUGGUAUCCAUCUCUUUCACCUGUCGGUAUUGUCCUGGUAGCUGACAGUUUGAAGACCAAGCUUCUGCUUGUCAGACAAGGACGCCAUCCUAAAGGAAUGUACUCUUGUAUCGCCGGAUAUGUCGACUCAGGAGAAACAUUGGAGGAAGGUAUUCGUAGAGAAGUAGCCGAAGAAGUCGGCCUCACUGUCCUCAGUGUCGAUUACAAAGCGUCUCAGCAUUGGUCCUUCCCGACUAGCAAUUUAAUGAUCGGAUGCCACGCGAUAGUCAGCGGAAAUGAACCCCUCGAUGUGGACACUUCGGAGCUGGAGGACGCGCGUUGGUUUUCCGUCGACGAAGUGAGACGUUCUCUCAUCUCCAUCAAGGCCAAUCCGCUGGAAACGAUGACGUCCGCCCAGGAAGGAACAAAUAAUUUUUUCGUUCCACCCCGUGGCACCCUGGCCCAUUCGUUGAUUGACUCGUGGCUAAGCAGCUAAAAAAAACAUCUUCCCAUUGACAGGAUGAAAUGGUGCCGGUGCUGGAAUAGCGCGAUUCCUACGUAGACAGGAUCGCAAACCACAAAAGUAGAGGAUCUCCAUCAAGCUAAGGAGGCUGAAACCCACUCCAAGUCCCAGUAAACCUCCAACGGCGGCUGAUACAAAAAAGAAAAGAAAAUUUUUAUUUUUAAAAACACACAGAUUAAUUAUUAACGCGUUUGAAAUAGCGCUUAUUAUCCUUGUAAAUACAGAUUUGAGUUUAUGAAAUUA